AUGAAGAUCAAUUUAAGCGCCCUCUCCCUCAUCGUUGCGCUGGUGGGAGCCUCCAGCUUCGUGUUCCUCGUGGUGGCCAUCGGGACGGACUUCUGGUACAUCAUCGACGCCUCCAAGGUGGAGGCGGCCGCCAACGGCACGGACGCGCUCAGCUCGCACUCAGGGCUCUGGCGGACCUGCCGGCUUAGAAGCAAGUGUUAUCCUUUGAUAAACCCUUUCUGGCAUGACGGUGUAAACAUCACUGCUUCACACAGACAGCUUUUAUACAUGCAUGGAACAUUUGUCAUCCUGAUGCCCCUCAGCCUGAUAUUGAUGAUUUUUGGAGGAAUGACUGGAUUCGUCAGUAUUCUUGCCAGGGCCUACCCACUGCUUCUAAUGACGGGGCUGCUUUUUCUUUUUGGAGCUCUUGUUACACUUACUGGGAUCAGCGUCUAUAUUGCCUACUCAGCUGCUGCCUUCAAAGAAGCAGUUUGCCUGCUGAGGAGUAAGGAUCUCUUGGUAGAAAUCGACAUCAGGUUUGGCUGGUCUUUGGCACUAGUGUGGAUCUCCUUUGUUGCAGAAGUGCUCACCGGCGCUGUGUUUCUCCUGGCAGCAAGAGUAGUGGGCCUGAAACGGCAACGUGAGCAGACACUGUGAACAACAGAUCUAUUCUACAGAUAAUGCGAUACUUUUGAAGUGCCUGUGUCACAUAUGAAUCAGCAGUCUCUGCUGACAUCUUGUGGCACCACUGAGCAGUUGGCUGAAUUUGGAAAGAGAACGUUUUUAUACCUGGAAUUAUCAGUACGGCUUCAAGAACAGAAGACACUUCUAUGCUCACUGGACCCCCCCUUUGUUUUUUUUCUUUUUCAGUAGUGCGCAGAAUCUCAUCUAGCAACUGCUAAAUCACUUACUGCUUUAGGAUGCAGCUGCCAGCAUCUGGCCACCUUAAGUUGUCAAAUGAUGAGAAACAUACCAUUGAUCUUUCU
Molecule: messenger RNA, 965 nt
Organism: Nothoprocta perdicaria
Lineage: Eukaryota; Metazoa; Chordata; Aves; Tinamiformes; Tinamidae
Gene: TMEM114
Product: transmembrane protein 114
Exons: 6
Coding region: 1-636 (211 amino acids)
Cellular component (GO): apical plasma membrane
Source: RefSeq, a predicted model, not a curated record